Messenger RNA from Xenopus laevis (African clawed frog), 1029 nucleotides. Its product is annotated as vomeronasal type-2 receptor 26-like. The transcript has a single exon. NCBI's taxonomy places the organism in Eukaryota, Metazoa, Chordata, Amphibia, Anura, Pipidae. The coding region runs from base 1 to 948 and encodes 315 amino acids. The record is from RefSeq and is a predicted model, not a curated record.
AUGGAAUCUGUGUGGCUUGAUGAUGAUUGUUACUGUAUCUAUUUAGAUUCUGAUAACUGCAUCACCUGCAAUGAGAGUGAGUGGACCAAUAAGAAGAGAGAUAUGUGCAUCCCAAGAACUGUAGACUUCCUGUCACAUGGGGACUAUCUGUGCUUGGGAUUGGUUGCCUUUUCAGUGGUUAAAGCAGAAGUGAUCUGCUCAGUGUUGUGCAUCUCCUGUAUCUAUAACAACACUCCAGUAGUGAAGGCCAAUAACCUGGAGCUCAGUUACAUCUUACUGCUCUCCAUCUUCUUCUCUUUCCUUUGUGUCUUGUUAUUCAUUGGGCGACCUCAGAAAGUCACCUGCCUGCUCAGACAAGUUACAUUUGGGAUCAAUUUUACACUUUCUGUCUCUUGUGUCCUGGCUAAAACGGUCACAGUUGUCAUUGCCUUUAAUGCCACAAAGCCUGGAAGCAAGAUAAAGAAAUGGGUGGGAACCAGAGUGUCCAUCUGGCUGGUCCUUCUCUGCUCACUGGUCCAGGUUGGGAUAUGCCUGGUCUGGCUGAUCUCCUCCCCACCAUUCCCAGACUAUGACACUCACACUUACACUGGGAAGAUGAUAUUACAAUGUAAUGAAGGUUCUGUCACUGCAUUCUACACUGUGAUUGGUUACAUGGGAUUCCUGUCUGCAUUAAGUUUCAUUGUUGCUUUCCUGGUUAGGAAGUUACCAGACAGUUUCAAUGAGGCCCAGCUGAUCACUUUCAGUAUGCUGGUGUUCUGCAGUGUUUGGGUGUCCUUCAUCCCAGCGUACCUGAGCACCAAGGGCAAAUACAUGGUGGCUGUGGAGAUCUUUGCUAUCCUGACUUCCAGUGCAGGGCUGCUGGGCUGUAUCUUCAUUCCCAAGUGCCACAUUAUCCUCUUCCACCCUGAGAAGAACACUCGGAGACACCUCAUUGGGAAACUGGGAUGAUGAGUAUGGGGAGGUUGUGCUGUGUCGUUCCCCUAAAUCAUUCUUGUUCUUAAAAUAUAUGAAUUUAAAAUGUUAGAGUUA